UCUUAGGUCGCAGCGCGGGUAUCUUCAACGUAAAAUCAAAAAGAGUGUUUGCCUUGUACGGACGUGUUUCACUCGAGCUCUGUGUUUAUUUUGAUUCUCGAUUUUAUCAUACUUCAUAGUUUGUGCAAUACAAAUAUUGUUUUUGUGACAACAAAAGAAAGAAAUGGUUGCUGGUGCGCUUACCUCGCUCACAUCAGAGGUCAAGGAACUACAUUGCAGCGCUAGCAUAAAAAAGGGAAAGAUAGGUAGAGCUAAAAACACCAAGCAAACUGCCGAAAAGCAAAAUAACAACACAAAACAUCCUAGUGAUGAGCUCAGUAAUAACAAUGCUGAGAGUACAGCAGUGACAGCUGACAAAGUUUUUGCUGAUAAAAAUGUUGUUAGCACUGGUAAUAUUAAUGAUGUCUUGCAUGCAAAUGCAGCUGAAGCUUACAGUGCUGUUGAUCUCUCUCGAACCGCUGCCGUUAUCGACGUCACCGGAGAGAAAUCAAUCAAUUCAAUAACACCUAAUGACGCUGCUACUGCUUCGCUACCGUCAUAUGCUAACGUCCACGAUUGAGAG
Messenger RNA from Rhagoletis zephyria (snowberry fruit fly), 562 nucleotides. RefSeq lists its product as uncharacterized. The record is from RefSeq and is a predicted model, not a curated record. Lineage: Eukaryota; Metazoa; Arthropoda; Insecta; Diptera; Tephritidae.